This is a messenger RNA of Rotaria sp. Silwood1, 2105 nucleotides long. Lineage: Eukaryota; Metazoa; Rotifera; Eurotatoria; Philodinida; Philodinidae. The record is from the annotation of a GenBank genome assembly.
UAAUAUGUUAUACUCAUACAUAUAAACAAAAAGCCUGGAAACAAAAAGCUUCAAGAGUUCCUUUCAUAUACAGUUGAUAUCGAGUUACUGCAAUCGUAUAUACUCAUGUUCAUAUACUUCGAACUUUUUGUUCCUAAAAAAAAUUUGGUUUAACAAUAUUAGGAUAUCAAAACAAUCGAAUGCUUAAUAACAACAGUAUAUAAUUGAGUGUAUAUGAUAAAUAAACACUUGCUUAUAAAUUAAUACUUUAAUGUACUCAAAAAAAAUCUCUUUACACACACUGUGUGAAGUACAAAAAAAUUCAAUCGAAAUAUUAUACUACAAGGAUCUAAAAGAAUUUUCCAUGUCUGUCAGCAUAAAAAUGAUAUUGGCGUUGAUAGCUACCGAUGGCUUUCGAUAAUUCCUGAUAGAUAAUUGCAAAUCAUAAGAGAAAUCUUGCUGACUGUGUGGGUGUGAGUGUUAUAGUCAGUUAUUCCAUCAUACACUGACAUACCACAUCCAUACUAAUACCAUUAUUGUUCAAGUUAUUAUGUAGGUUACAUUACUGUUCGUUUAUUACAUUUACGAAAAUUUCUUCUGAUGAAAAAUGGAGUUAAAUAAAUGUGACUUUUGUUGGAGUUGGUACGAAAAGAUAUCUUUCUAAACAAAAACAAACUCAUACAAUUAUUUUACUUAUCAAUAAAUCAAGAUGCUGUACGAAACUGAUUAUGGAGAUGCGCCCAAUCAAAUAUUUCAAUUUAAUGAACUCUCAGCAUAACAAAAUAUUAUAGCAUCUUGUCCAAUGAAUAUUUUCAAAGUUUAUGUUGUCGAUGAGAAGAAUGUGCUAACUAUCUAUGUUUUCCUUCCAUUAAGUAAUUGUCUGAAUAGAAUAAAUCACAAUCUAAGUAAUGAAGGUAUGACUAUCGACAAAAACGUUGCUCUAAAUCCUAUACUCAUUCUUUCUCAAUAGUCAUAAUUUUGCCGAAAAAAAGACUUGAUAAAUCAUCAAUAAUUUUAGUUAUCGAUGUCGUGCAAACUUGUCUAUUAGUCUUCGAAAUUAAAGCGAAGAAUUUUUCACCGAUUGAAAAUUGAAAGUUAAUUAACUGAUGUCUAUUGAGAAAAACUGACACUAGGGUUAUGGGAGAAUUAUUGUACCAUUCUCAUUUCAUAUUAAUAACUAGGUUUAAUAGGCACAUGUUUAUAGGACGUAAACAGAAGGACUUUAUACUUUUCUUCUCAGCAAAUUAUUGAAGUCAUUUUAUUGCAACAGAUACUUUUGUCCUUUAUAGCAUAUUAAAAUCACUCUAUUCUGAAGCAUUGUUCAUUAUCAAUGUCUGAACCUCUGAGGUACUCAUUUCAAAAUAUUUCGCUUUAGGAUAUUUCUUGGUAUUCAAACGAUUCACUUAUCCUUCUAAUUGUCCUUGUUCCAAAUUACCCUAUUACACAGCUUCUCUGAAGGGUGUGGGUGUUUUAUGUCGCUAAGAUAUCCUCUCGAUUCACACUCAAAUACACACCCACCCCCCAACCCACAUCCAACCCACCCCCGCUCACACUCACACCCGCCCCAUAUUUCAAUUAGAAAAAACCGAACAACAUCGAUUUCUACGAGAUGUAAUAUCAAUCAUUUUUUAUUAAGAAAUAAAUUAAAAAAAAAUUGAAAUACUUUAGUCCAAUGGAAUAAUAAAAUCAAUCGUUGAUAAAACGUUUGUAGCUGAUCCGAAUGUUGAACGAUGAUUAGUAUUUGAAGCUGAACAAGAUCCAAUGAAUUUCGAUCAAGAGCAAACACGGCCAACUAGACAAGAUAUUCAACAAUCUGAACAUCAAUUAAAAAAACGUGUACCUAAAGGGACUUCUCAAUAUCAAACUGCAUGGAUUAUUUCUGAGGAUGAAGAUAAUCAGUCUCUCAAGCAACAAAAUGUUUAGUUUUUUUUAAUAUUAAAUCUUUUUCAAUAUAUUAGGAUUUUGAUGAAGAUCAUCAAGAAAUGAUGACUGAUUAUGCUGCUGAUCUACAAUCAAUUAAACUUGAUCAACAAGAACAUGAAGAAGAUGAAGAUGAAGAAGAAAUCGAUGGACUUUUUAUGAAUCGAAAUAAUCAUGAUGAAAAAAACAGACUUAGAAGAAGAUAA